AUGCAGCGCAACGCAGACAAGCUGAUCAGCGAUCACGCCUGGCUGUGGUUUGCGAGAGCCAGAGGCAGAGGAGAAGAAAAGCUGCGCGCGGUGGGAAGCGGUAGACCAGCGUGCACGGCUGCAGAAACGCCACCCGAGCUAAGCCAAGGUGUUGAGCGCCCCAGCAAGGCAAAGCGUGCCGGGCUGCGGCUGGCUGCUCUUGGCCUGCAGCAGCUGACCGGCCAAUGGCGCGCACAUGCAAGGCGACAAAUCAAUCUCUUGUGGCUUCGAGCCAGCUGGCCGUCGCGCUGCGGUACACCAGCCUGGGUAGAUCCUAGCUCGCGACUCGCCGUCUCAGCAGCUCCUCGGGGUGCCUUCAUUAUCGCACACUGCACGCGCCUCGUUCGACCGCAUACGCCCCGUGCCCUGCUUGCCUCCAGCCGCGUUCAUCGUAUCGACCGCCUUCAUUCGUCGGUCAUCUCGCCUCGACCAUCCAUCCCGCGUCUCUCUGCAUCGAAAGGUGCUCCGGCCAGCAUCUCGUGUGUAUCACCUUCGUCCGAGCCUCCGUCUGCAAGCCUGCGUCCCUUUUCGCCUCGUCCUCGUCCUCAGCCGCCGCUAGCAUCAGCCGUACCUCCUUCCGCGCUCGUAUCGACAAACGAUGCCAUUCGCCCCUGCAACUUGAUCUACAGCGUCUCCCGUCUUUUGAGAUCAUCGCGCAAACAGAUUCCAUCACCAACGGCCCCCCUCUGCUUGAUCUUGCAUCGCUCGCUGGUCCCCACCUGA
This is a messenger RNA of Moesziomyces antarcticus, 762 nucleotides long. RefSeq lists its product as uncharacterized. NCBI's taxonomy places the organism in Eukaryota, Fungi, Basidiomycota, Ustilaginomycetes, Ustilaginales, Ustilaginaceae. The transcript has 2 exons. The coding region runs from base 1 to 762 and encodes 253 amino acids. The record is from RefSeq and is a predicted model, not a curated record.